Messenger RNA from Penicillium antarcticum, 1518 nucleotides. RefSeq names its product flavin-containing monooxygenase. The transcript is spliced from 3 exons. The coding region runs from base 1 to 1518 and encodes 505 amino acids. The record is from RefSeq and is a predicted model, not a curated record. Lineage: Eukaryota; Fungi; Ascomycota; Eurotiomycetes; Eurotiales; Aspergillaceae. Gene Ontology annotation, molecular function: oxidoreductase activity.
AUGCAAAUUGAAUUGGACGCACUGAUCUUGAAUCUCAAAGUGAAGACCAUCGACGCUGGCUCUGACGUGGGCGGAACAUGGCACUGGAAUACUCAUCCGGGCGCUCGAGUUGACUGCCCAGCUCCGGUAUACAGCUUCAAUAUCGAGGAGGUUUGGAAAAUCUGGAAUUGGUCAGAACAAUACCCAGCACAACAGGAACUGCAAGCAUAUUCUCGGCACGUUGAUUGUACACUAUCCGUUAGUAAGGACUGCAUAUUCAACUCAGGCGUCAUUUCGGCAAAGUUUGAAGCAUCGAAGUGGAUCAUACAAACAGACAAUGGGAAGACACUGCGGGCCAAAUAUUUUAUUCCGGCGGUCGGGUUUGCUUCGAAACAACAUGUCCCACCCUGGAAAGGUAUGAAGUCUUUCCGGGGUACAAUUCACCACUCGGCCCACUGGCCCGAGGAAGUAGACGUGCGCGGAAAGCGUGUCGCGAUCAUAGGUACAGGCUCAACUGGAGUUCAAAUUGUCCAGGAAUGGGCCAAAGAGGCUUCCAAAACAUACGUCUUUCAAAGAACCCCAAAUCUUUGUCUACCGAUGCAUCAAAAAAAGCUCGACUGGAUCGCUCAAGACAAGAUGCUCGCUGAAACAGCGGAACUAUUUUCCCGCUGCUGGGAGACCUCAGGAGGCCUAGCAUAUGAAGGGGAAUGUGACAAGGCCUUGAAUCAGCUUUAUGACGAGGGCGGCUUCCGAUAUUGGGCUGGGGCAUAUAUGGAUCUACUCUUGAAUUCCGAAAGAAAUCGAGUGGCGUACGACGUCUGGGCUAAGAGAACCUGUGAACGCAUCAAUGACCCCAUGAAAAGGAAUCUACUGGCUCCUCUCAAUCCACCGCAUCCUUUUGGCACAAAGAGACCUUCCCUUGAGCAGGAUUAUUUUGAACAAUUUAACAAGCCCAAUGUCCAUGUAAUCGAUACCAAUACCCAUCCCAUUGUGGAAGUGACACCCUGCGGUCUUGUAACUACCGAUGCAAAGCUUCACGAAGCUGAUAUCAUUGCAAUUGCCACUGGGUUUGAUGCGAGCACCAGGAGCCUUGGAAGCAUGGGAAUUUGCGACACUGAUGGAGUGAAUCUUGGUGAACGCUGGCGCGAGGGCGUCUCAACUUUCCUGGGACUCACAGUUCCCGGUUUCCCUAAUAUAUUUUUGCCAUAUUGUGCUCAGGCACCGACUCCGUUCACAAAUGGGCCUGUUUUCAUAGAAUUUCAAGCAAACUUUAUUAGGGAUAUGAUAAAGAAGAUGCAAUCGGACGGCACUCAAGCAGUUGAACCUCACUCGGCCGCAGUGCAGGGCUGGCGAAUUCAAAUGGAAACAAUAUCUCAGAUGACCUUGUUUCCUCAGACGAAAUCGUGGUAUACGGGUGCUAACAUCCCCGGGAAACCUGUGGAGCUACUCUAUCAUUACGGUGGGAUUCCUAGGUAUCGCGAUGCGUGCGAGGAAGCAAUCCACCGUAAAUUCCACGAAUCCUUCAAAUUUCAUGUUUAG